AACAUUGUGAAUCAGCUGGUAGGUUAACUUAUGUCGUAUAACCUGCUUUCUGGAAUACCAUCUGAUAGGGAGAGAGAGGCAGCACGCUUGACUGUUAUAAGAAUGACAAGAAGACUGAUAAUAUCAGUGAGGUCUAGGGAAGUUAUUUAGUGUACCAAGGUACACUUUGUGUUUGCGAGGUUGUUGACACUUUGGAAGCAGCAUGACUGAAGAGGAAUUAUACACCGUCUAUAAAGGAGUCUAUCUUCCUAAACUAAUACAUCCUCCAGAGAGCAUUGCAUACUAUGAACAAUUCACUUUUAGACCGGACGACGUUGUUAUUGUGACUUAUCCGAAAUCUGGCACAACAUGGAUGCAGGAGAUCACUCCCCUGAUUCAGAGUGGAGGAGACUUGACUUCGGUUCUGACCCAGCUUAACUGGGACCGGGUUCCCUGGCUGGAGGAACACAGGGCCCAGGUUCUCAACCUGGAACAGAGGCCUUCGCCUCGCCUGUUUGUCACACACUUCCACUAUGACAUGAUGCCCCAGUCCUUCUUCAAGGAUAAGCCCAAGGUGAUUUACAUCAUGAGGAACCCCAGAGAUGUGUUCACAUCUUCCUACCAUUAUUAUGGGAUGGCCUCCUACCUGGUUGAUCCCCAAUCACAGGACGAUUUCGUACAGAAGUUUCUCAGUGGAAAAGUUAUGUUUGGUUCAUGGUUCGACCACGUUAAGGGUUGGUUGAAUGCAAAGGACCAGGACCGUGUUAUGUACAUCUCCUAUGAGGAGAUGAUAUGGGACCUGAGGGAUUCUGUGGCCAGGAUUGCCCUUUUCAUGGACAGUUCCUUAACCCCCGAGGUGGUUGAGAAGAUAGCAGACCACUGCAUGUUCAAGAACAUGAAGCAAAACAAGAUGUCCAACUACUCCCUGGUACCCAGCGAGUUCAUGGACCAGACCAAAUCAGAAUUCCUCAGGAAAGGAGUCGUUGGAGACUGGAAGAACCAGCUCACUGUGGCCCAAGCAGAGUUAUUUGAUGCUGUUUACAGAGACAAAAUGAAGGAUGUCAAAUACAAAUUUGUGUGGAGCUGACAAUCCUUAGCUGUGAUAGUGUGAUAAGUGUAAUACAUGACAUACAGUUCAGAGGCAACUGUUAAGAUCAACUGCCUUUAUGUUCAAGUUCAAGUAUUUUAUUUGUCAGGUACACAGAACAACACAAGGUUAGACUGGGCACUGAAAUUCUUAA
Hypomesus transpacificus is the source of this 1220-nucleotide messenger RNA. Its product is annotated as sulfotransferase 2B1-like. Gene Ontology annotation, molecular function: sulfotransferase activity. The coding region runs from base 203 to 1066 and encodes 287 amino acids. Gene Ontology annotation, cellular component: cytoplasm. Gene Ontology annotation, biological process: sulfation. Lineage: Eukaryota; Metazoa; Chordata; Actinopteri; Osmeriformes; Osmeridae. The transcript has 6 exons. The record is from RefSeq and is a predicted model, not a curated record.